ACCUACAUCUUGUUCUUUCUUUCUCUCUCUGUCGCCCAUCCUGCGGCACCACCACAGUCCACAGUCCGUCUCCCCGUUCACACAGCCCCGCCCCACGCACGCCGAGGAAGGAAGGAUGGAGAAGGCCCUCACCAAGCUCAGCAGCUUCACCAUCCCCCGGAAGGCCAAGCAGGAGCUCACCGCAAUCGGCGGCGACAUCUCGCGUAUCUCAAGCACCGUGGAGGAGAAGGCGAAGUGGGUCUUCGAGAAGCUCAAAGGCAAACCAAACAAGUCACUGCCUGAUCUCCUGCGCGACUACAACCUCCCUCCGGGCCUCUUCCCUAAGAAUAUUAUCUGUUACGAAUAUGAUCAGACAAGCUCCAGGCUCGUGGUACACCUAGCGAAGCCCUGCGAGGUGAGCUUCAAGGAUUCCUCCAUGAUACGGUACUCUACUCGCGUCAAGGCAACUCUGUCCCGCGGCAAGCUUUCGGCGAUCGAAGGAAUGAAAACCAAGGUGGUGGUUUGGGUGAAGGUGACCACCGUGAACCUGGAGAGCUUCAGGUCCGACAAGGUGUGCUUCAUAGCUGGUGUGAAGAAGCUGAGGCAGAAGGAUGCUUACGAGAUGCCCCGUGAAAGCGUCUCCGUGGAGGAGUUCUGAUCUUGAUAUCUGGUGAUCUAUCCUAUCCAUAAUAUCCAUCAUUCUUGCCAUUCUUUUGAGUCCCAUGCGGUGUGAUUCCGUAAGACAUGGUGGUGCCUGGUUUGCUGAGGUUCGGUGUAGCUGUACCAGUGCCUGGAGAACAAUGGGGGAUUUGUUCCUCCUGAUGAAAGCACCAGUGCAUGUUUUCUGAUCAGUCUUUCACAUGUAUGUGUCCCAGUAGUGUGAACAUCUAGCAUGUGCUCUGGCUUUGCAUUGCCAGUGUGUCUAGGGGACAUGUGUUUGAACGUUGCAUGGUACUA
This is a messenger RNA of Lolium rigidum, 936 nucleotides long. RefSeq lists its product as uncharacterized. Lineage: Eukaryota; Viridiplantae; Streptophyta; Magnoliopsida; Poales; Poaceae. The transcript is spliced from 3 exons. The record is from RefSeq and is a predicted model, not a curated record. Bases 116 to 637 code for a protein of 173 amino acids.